Argiope bruennichi is the source of this 1959-nucleotide messenger RNA. RefSeq names its product peptidyl-alpha-hydroxyglycine alpha-amidating lyase 2-like. Gene Ontology annotation, biological process: peptide metabolic process. Lineage: Eukaryota; Metazoa; Arthropoda; Arachnida; Araneae; Araneidae. Gene Ontology annotation, molecular function: protein binding; catalytic activity. The transcript is spliced from 8 exons. Bases 54 to 1118 code for a protein of 354 amino acids. Gene Ontology annotation, cellular component: extracellular region; membrane. The record is from RefSeq and is a predicted model, not a curated record.
UGUUGGAGUCUUCGGGGUUGUACAUCCCGCUAGGGUGACGUAGAAUCACAACAAUGGCAGUGCCUGCGGCAACCGUCGUUCUUCUACUCUCGAUUUCAGUUGUUUCUUCGAAAACCAUCUCCGGAAAGGAGAAUUCAGUCAAUUCAGUCUUCGAUGACAAGGCGGAGAGGGGUCCCCGAGUGAAGGAAGAUGUCACUUGGCCCGGAUUCCCCUACCUGAAGCAAGUCUCAGCUGUUUCCGUGGACGGCAAUGGGAACCUACACGUAUUCCACAGGGCGGACAGAGUGUGGGACUCUCAUACUUUCGAUCGGACAUACCGACUGGUGGACACGGAGCGGGGUCCGAUCCCGAAUGACACGGUGCUCGUCAUCGACACCAGCAAUGGGAAGAUACUCUACAGCUGGGGAGCAAACAGAUUUUACAUGCCUCAUGGACUGACCGUAGACUAUUUUGGAAACACGUGGGUGACGGACGUCGGCUUGCACCAGGUAUUCAUGUUCCCCUCUCCAGAAGGGAAUCCCGACCUGAUGAUCGGCGACCCCUUCAUCCCUGGCGCCGGCAAGAACCACCUGUGCCAACCGUCAGAUGUGGCCGUCUUGCGGAGCGGGCACUUCUUCGUGAGCGACGGGUACUGCAACUCGCGGAUACUCAUGUUCUCUCCCGGAGGAAGACUGCUCAAAGAGAUCGGAUCAAAAGAUGGCAUGUUGGUGCCGCACAGCUUGACGCUGGUGCCCGAGCACCACGCCGUGUGCGUGGCUGACAGGGAGAAUGGAAGGGUCCUUUGCUACUCGACGGGGAUGGACGAAUCGGAGUCGGGGAAACUACUUGCAACUAUCGAGAACCAGGGUCUCGGGAGAGUCUUCGCCAUCGACACCAGGGGUAAGCAGCUGUUCUUGGUGAACGGACCAGAUUUGUGGCAAAAUAGCCAAUCGGUCUCCUCUGACCAUGGACUUGUACUGGAUAUUGAAUCAGGAUUACCCAUGACUCUCUGGGGCCCUGAUAAGGGAUUUCGGCUGCCCCACGACCUGGCCGUGUCACCGGAUGGCAAAUAUGUCUACGUCUCGGAGAUUGAUCUGUCUGCUCAAAAGAGAGUGUACAAGUUUAACAUCUGGGAUUGAGACUGGACCUGCUCACGACACCGAGAAGACAGAGACUUCCGAAAUGAACCGAUAUACUGCUUAUACUUCUUUCUGAUGAAUCACUUUUAAAAUUCUGUCAUUUUUUUUAGAGUGAGGGGCAUAAAAGUCAACUAGAGACACAAUUUAACACUAUCCAAAAUACAACUUUACCAUGGAUUUUAAUUACCUCAAAAUAUCGGAUAAUGCUAUAAUUUAUUUAUGCCCCAGUAUUGCAGAAAAUUUAUUUGAUAUACGUUGUCAUAUUGUUGGGAUUUUCUGAAGCGAUGCACUUUAUAAAAUAUUCAUUUGUCACUGAAAUUGCGUUAUUGGGGCUCAGUCCGUCUGAAAUGUUCUUCUUAACUGCAGAAAAAUUCUUAAACAGGUUAAAUUAAUAGAAGUCAUUACCUCUGUAUUAUAAAAUACAGGACGAACUGAGAGAUCCUUACAUGCUUAUGCAAUGGAGGCCAUUCAUUUGACGUCAUGAGGAACCUAAAUGCUGCAGCGUAGUUGGGUGGGGAAGACAGAGGAAGUGCCUUGGGCGCCAUUACCAGGGUCACAAAAACCAUUUAUUUUAUUUAAAAAAAAAAUUUAAUUUUGAUUCCAUAAUUUUUUUUUAAAAAUGAAGAUACUCCCAAUGAAGUGAAAAAGGCCAUAUCAAAUAGUGCCCUUUUUACAAUCUGGAAGCUAGGAUUCUCAAAUAACAAAUAGUUUUAUUUUCAAGAUAUCUGCAGAGGGAAACCUCACCUGUGAAAAAAAAAAGUUCGAAGUAGUUCUUUUAAGAGAUUUAAACUUCUGUGGGUAUAUAUAUAUAUAUAUAUAUAUAUAUAUAUAUAUAUAUAUA